UGUUUUGUUUGCAGUGCAAGUUUUUAUUGCUGUUCAGCCCCCUGAGUUCCCUCCAGAGCCAUUGGAGUGUGACAAGGAAGCUAUGCAGGCACUACACAGCCUUCUCCCCAAUCCAGGCUGCCUCUGCAAACAUUAAGCACCUUCCAGCAAGCUACCCACCUGCAGGUAGGGGGCCUCUUAAAGGGCCAGUCGAUGGUUAGGGUUGGUUCUAAAUGAGGGGGAAUACUCUGGUUUGCAGCCUUGCACUGGAAAAAACAAGUUCUCCAAAUGACAGACAGUGGCUUAACAACAGGUUGUUUAAAAAAGGACUAGAAACCUUCUGGAAAUAAGAGGUGCAGUGCUAUUUUUUGGUGUUUUAAAAAAAAAAAAAAACUGGAAAAGAGAUAACAAAUAGCAACCGGAGUGUAACACCACAAAGACACAGAACAGAGCAGAGAAGUGGAUUUGCAAAUCACCACUUUUCUCUGCAGCUGAACUUUUUUUCCUUGAAGGAAGGUGGAUUCCUAGUGGGGCUAAUCCCAAGCACAUUUUCAAAACUGUGAGGAUCAGAACCAAGACACAAAGAACAACAUUCUGCUUCGAAAAGAAAGAAAAUGGCCAACUCUGGUUUCCAGCUGCUGGGGUACUUCUUAGCACUUGGCGGGUGGAUUGGCAUCAUCUCCACCACAGCCCUGCCCCAGUGGAAGCAGUCGUCCUACGCUGGCGAUGCCAUCAUCACCGCGGUGGGUCUGUAUGAAGGCCUGUGGAUGUCUUGUGCUUCUCAGAGUACAGGGCAGGUGCAGUGCAAGGUGUACGACUCUCUGCUGUCACUGGAUGUUCAUAUCCAGACGUGCCGGGCGCUGAUGGUGGUGUCCGUGCUGAUGGGCUUCCUCGCUAUCAUCGUCAGUGUCGUGGGAAUGAAGUGCACUAAAGUGGGGGACAACAACCCCGUCACGAAGAGCAGGAUUGCUGUCUCCGGAGGGGUCCUCUUCCUGCUUGCAGGAUUGUGCACACUGAUCUCUGUGUCCUGGUAUGCAACACAAGUCUCCCAUCAGUUCUUUAACCCAAACACACCUGUCAAUGCCAGGUAUGAGUUUGGCUCUGCUCUGUUUGUUGGGUGGGCGGCCGCCAGUCUCACCAUGCUGGGAGGGUCGUUUCUCUGCUGCUCUUGUCCUAAUGAGGAGAGAAGAGGGCAACAGUAUUACAGGCAAUCCCAGCCAUCCACAGCCAGGGAGGCUGAGUUGUUGAGUGAAACUAGUUUUCCUGACUGAGCAAACCCUGCCUCUUUUGAAGAUUAUUCAAGUUCCACUUAAUUUUUCCGUUUCCUUGUUCCUUCCUAGAUGCAAAAUUUGGACCCUUAUUACUUCACUAUAGUAUAAAAUCACAUAGAUGUUCUAUCUGCAUCUGAUAAUAUCAAAACCUGUGAAAGAAUAUGGACUCUGAUAAAUAAUAAAUGGACAAUGUCUGAACAUGUAACGAACAGUCUAAUUGACAUUGUGAUAACAAUAUUGUAUGCUGUAAAUACUGCCUAAAAAUAAUGUGUUGAGUUAUCAGUAUUAUAACUUUUGGUUAUGUUUUAAGUAACUGGUAGUCUAAUUUGUUUUAAUACAUGUAUACUUACUUAAACAUUUCUUUUCUUUUAAAUUGCAGAACAAAUGUAAAAAUGUCUCCACCAGAGAAAGGGGAGCAGUACUUGUAGUUUGGAUAAUGCCCAGCCAUUGGUCACAUGCUGUUUAAUUUUUGCAACAGACAAGACUCUUUAAGGCAAAUGUAAAGCUAAAUUUGUUAUACCAAAUAAAUUUUAAAAAAAUGACUACCGCUGUAAAACACCUACAUGUAAAAUCUAAUUCUUGCUAUAAGCCUUUUCCUUUCAUGAGUAUGCACAGAGAAGAAAAUCAUAUGUGAAACACUGUGAUUCCCAUUCAAAUCCGAUUAGGGUUAGUGCCACCAAGCUUCUUAAAGAUAGAAUGGAAAAGGUUUAAAAUGAAGGAGUGUCCUCUUACCGAAUUUCAUUCAUGUUACUGGUUUUCAAUUCUUGCUCUGUACAGUAUCUGUUUUUCAUCACAUCACUGAAAUGUAUUUCAACACGUUUACGAUCAGCAAGGUCCACAGCCACAGCCGAGCUGCUGAAGCCCAUUCCAAGUAACGGUAGUUCAUGAACCUGCAGGGGCUAUGUGCUGCUUCAGUGUGAGACUAGCGGCUAGGGAGUGACACUCAUGUAUUUCAUUUAGUCUCACUUGCAAGGCCUGUGUGCGCUUCCCUGAUGACAAUGAUUGGUGAGUUAUUUGCUGCUGUUAACAAGAGGCAUUGAGCACUGAAUCUCAAAGAACACUUUUGAAAAUAGGUUGCCUAACUCUCUAACCUUUAUUCUCACAUCGACGAUGCAAAACUCCCGAGCUGGAAACUCAACUAAGGCUACUUGAAAUAGUCUUCGGCAGCUAGACUUGGGGCUAUGAACUUGCCACGCUUAAAUAUUUUAAACUCCACUUUCAAAGAUAUGAUAAAGACAGAAACAAAUCAAGAAUAGGAAACCAAAUACCAUGAAUGAUAUUUGGGUAAGAGAAUAAUCCAUUUUGAGAAAUGCUUUCCAGUCUGCCUUUAAUGCAUUUAUCUGGGGAGUCAAAGCUGCUAUUUACUGUACACCUCCAACACACUGCCAUCUGUCAGCACUUUUGUUGUAUGUUAAUAGGAGUAUCCUUAUAAAUGUCUGCUAUGGUAAAAUGGUGGUAAUUAGAAGUGAUGGCUGGUAAAUGCAUGCUAAAAGCAUGUAUACAAACAUGAAGCAUGGGAAAGUGUGUGGCAUGAUAACGCAUGCAAAUGUACUGAAGCAAACUUUAACAAGGUGUGAAUUGUUGUCAUUUUAAAAUAUAUGUAUGGUAGUAACAGAUACAAUAACAGCAGCUAAAUCCACUGUAUAUAUAUGAUAAGGGUAACAGUGGUGGUUUAGAUGCCAUUAUGUAUUCACUGUGUCACAGAAGAGCCAAAGUGCUUUCUGUCUCUGAGCAAUAUAAACUAACACUAGCACUAAUUCCCUGGAAACCCCAGGAUGUCAUAUUUAUGAAAGAGCAAAUGUGAGUCAAUGGGAGAGUUCCAGGGGAUCAUUUGAUCUGGGAAAUUAUUAUAUAGCAUAUACCGUGCUUUAAAAACCAUUCGGGCCGAGCAACAUUUCCCUCCACUUAAUGCACCAUAAAAAUAAAAUAACGCAGCAGGAAGAUAUAUGGGAAACAGUUCACCUUUAUGGCCAGUAGGGAUAUACUGAUUCACAAGCAGGUCUUUAUCAUCAAUUCAAAUGGACUAAUUCUGCAACCAAACCCAAUUAUUAUAAUUGUUUUUAAAAGCUUUGCUUUAUAAAUGUCUCCUUUAUUUUCACCAAUAAGCUUCUCUAAAGAGUUGAAAAUCAUAACAUGAAAUAUUAGUGGGAGGUGUUUCACCUCAAAACCACUGUGUUUUUACCUCGUUAAAUAAGCAAUGAUUAUUCUGUUAAAGACAAUAACUUGUACUUAGAUAUCCACUGAAACAAGUUAUUAGAGAGAAAUGGGACGUCACAGGGGUGGAAAAGGAUCUCAUAGGAGAAAACAGCGAGAAAAGACCCAAAACAAAAUAGCACAAUACUGGAAACUGUGCAAAAAAAGUUAAGUUGUCUUUAAAAUCCUAAACAGGUCUUAAAAAAACAGUUCCUCUUGAACAGCGUUGGUAAUGCAUUAUUGUUAUUUCAUGGUAUUUUAUAUUGCCUUAUAUUCCAUUACUUUUAUCAGCGCUUUUUUUGUGAGAUUUUUGAUCUCCAAAACACGUCACAGUUUGUGAGAAGAGGACACCAUUUUACAUUUUGUAAUUUACAAACAUUCCUGUCAAUGAGCAAUAGCUUCAGAUCAUUUAAGAGAGCUGUAAUCAGCCCCAAUAGAAACAAUACAAUGUGAAGAUUAAUCUAUGACAAGAUUCCUCUUCUUUUAAGGGUUUUGAGAUUAUAUGAAUAGCCUUACAUCUCGAAAAUUAGGGAAUUCC
Polyodon spathula (Mississippi paddlefish) is the source of this 3981-nucleotide messenger RNA. Its product is annotated as claudin-19-like. Gene Ontology annotation, biological process: cell adhesion; bicellular tight junction assembly. The transcript has 5 exons. The coding region runs from base 594 to 1250 and encodes 218 amino acids. Gene Ontology annotation, molecular function: structural molecule activity. Gene Ontology annotation, cellular component: plasma membrane; bicellular tight junction. The record is from RefSeq and is a predicted model, not a curated record. Lineage: Eukaryota; Metazoa; Chordata; Actinopteri; Acipenseriformes; Polyodontidae.